This is a messenger RNA of Python bivittatus (Burmese python), 646 nucleotides long. The record is from RefSeq and is a predicted model, not a curated record. Lineage: Eukaryota; Metazoa; Chordata; Lepidosauria; Squamata; Pythonidae.
GGCGGUGAAGCAGGACAGUCCGGCAACAUCUGUAAAAGUUGGGUGGGAGGAGGAAGAGGCGUCGGCCAAGGAAGCAGUGGAACCGACAACUUUUCGAGCACGUAUUUGUGUGAAGAGGACUGAAGUAAUGAGAAGUCACCAUGGAAGCUCAGUCCCAUAGCUCUGCCACAGGUGAGAAGAAAAAAGUUGAGAAUCCGAUAGUGAAAUACUCCACUCGAACAGAUGUCAGUGAGAAAGCUGUGGCCUCCAGCACAACAUCCAAUGAGGAUGAAAGUCCUGGACAAACCUAUCACAGAGAGAGAAGAAACGCCAUCACAAUGCAGCCACAAAGUGGACAAGGCCUCAGUAAAAUCAGUGAAGAACCUUCAACAUCUAGUGAAGAAAGGGCUUCAUUAAUCAAAAAGGAGAUCCAUGGAUCUAUAUCACAUCUUCCUGAACCUUCAGUACCUUAUCGUGGGACAGUAUUUGCCAUGGACCCUAGGAAUGGUUAUAUGGAUCCUCCUUAUCAUUCAGCCCCUGCUUUGAAUUCUUUAAAAUACUAUCCACCUCACCUUUUCCCAACUUUCCACCCUCCAGUACCAAUUGAGGCAAGACAUCAUGAGGGACGUUAUCAUUAUGAUCCAUCACCUAUUCCUCCACUACAUGU